This is a messenger RNA of Ilyonectria robusta, 861 nucleotides long. Its product is annotated as concanavalin A-like lectin/glucanase domain-containing protein. Gene Ontology annotation, molecular function: hydrolase activity, hydrolyzing O-glycosyl compounds. The record is from RefSeq and is a predicted model, not a curated record. Gene Ontology annotation, biological process: carbohydrate metabolic process. Bases 1 to 861 code for a protein of 286 amino acids. NCBI's taxonomy places the organism in Eukaryota, Fungi, Ascomycota, Sordariomycetes, Hypocreales, Nectriaceae. The transcript is spliced from 2 exons.
AUGGUUCUCAAGAACACCCUUAUUCAUUUGUUGUGCCUACUGGGUACUGCCGUUGCCUGGAAUGCCCCUGCAUACAGUGGCCUCAGCAGGAUUUGGCAGUCUAACUUCGUCGGUGCAGCGGGCACCCUCCCAGAUGCCAGUAAUUGGAACAUCAUCGAGGGUUAUCUGAAUGUCAACGCCGAGCUCGAAGUUUACACUCGAUCUAGUCGCAACCUCCAACGCAGCGGCGGUGAGACGCUUCAGCUGGUUCCAUGGCGUGACACUUCAGUCGUUACUGGCUGGACUUCUGGUCGCGUUGAGAGCAGCUACGUAUUUACCCCUUCGUCAGGAAAGAUUACUAGAGCCGAAGCUCUUAUCCGGUUUGGCACAAAUCCAAUCGCGAACAAGCAAGGCAUCUGGCCCGCGUUCUGGAUGCUCGGCAAUGCUCUCCGCACCGGCGGAAGCUGGCCUGCGUGCGGUGAGCUCGACAUAAUGGAAAGUGUGAAUGGACUGCUGACUGGCUACGGAACUGCUCAUUGCGAUGUUUACCCUGGAGGUAUCUGUAAUGAAGGCAAUGGUAUUGGAGGGAGUAUUGGUAUCCCGGAUCAGAGUUGGCACACUUGGAGGAUAGACUUUGAUCGCACGAAAAGCAGCUGGACACAGGAGACCAUCACGUGGUAUAUGGAUGGCCAACAAUUCCACCAGAUCUCUGGCUCCAGGAUCAACAAUGAGAGGGUUUGGGGCACUCUGUGCCACAGUCCCAUGUACUUCAUUCUGAACGUUGCCGUGGGUGGCACUUGGCCAGGAUACCCAAACGCCAACACCGCAGACGGCUACGGGAGCAUGAUGGAAAUCGCAUAUGUCGCUCAUUACCACAGCUAG